Messenger RNA from Euleptes europaea (tarantolino), 914 nucleotides. It is a transcript of the gene SFN, whose product is annotated as stratifin. The record is from RefSeq and is a predicted model, not a curated record. The transcript has a single exon. The coding region runs from base 132 to 872 and encodes 246 amino acids. Gene Ontology annotation, molecular function: protein kinase binding. NCBI's taxonomy places the organism in Eukaryota, Metazoa, Chordata, Lepidosauria, Squamata, Sphaerodactylidae. Gene Ontology annotation, biological process: signal transduction. Gene Ontology annotation, cellular component: cytoplasm.
CGCCAAGCCAAAAGCCGAUCCCAAGAGCUGAACUCAGCAGAGACUCUGACGGCUCUUGGAGCAGCUGCCUGAAUCCUCUCAUAGCCAGCCUCCCUGCCCCAUCGGCUCUCCCUCGCGCUGACCCCCCCAAAAUGGCAAGGAACCACCAAGUGCAGAAAGCCAAGCUGGCCGAACAGGCCGAGCGUUACGAGGACAUGGCUGACUUCAUGAAAGCGGUGGUGGAGGAUGGAGCCGAGCUCUCCAACGAGGAACGCAACCUCCUCUCCGUGGCCUACAAGAACGUGGUCGGCUGCCAGAGGUCUGCCUGGAGGGUCAUUUCCAGCAUCGAGCACAAGACCGAGGAAGGAGAUGACAAAUCACAGCUGGUCAAUGAAUACCGGGAGAAGAUCGAGAACGAACUGAAGAACGUCUGCAAUGUCGUGUUAGGUCUCCUGGACAAGCACCUCAUAAAGAAAGCGAGCGACCCGGAGAGCAAGGUGUUCUACCUGAAGAUGAAAGGCGACUAUUUCCGCUAUCUGGCUGAGGUGGCCACCGGGGACGACCGCAAGCAGAUAAUUGACAAUGCCCGGAAAGCAUACCAAGAGGCCAUGGACAUCAGCAAGAAGGAGAUGCAGCCCACCAACCCCAUCCGCCUGGGUCUCGCCCUCAACUUCUCCGUUUUCCACUACGAGAUCGCCAACGCCCCGGAAGAGGCCAUCAAGCUGGCCAAGACCACCUUCGACGAGGCCAUGGGUGACCUUCACACGCUCAGCGAAGACUCCUACAAGGACAGCACCCUCAUCAUGCAGCUUCUCAGGGACAACCUCACGUUAUGGACGGCGGAGUGCGCCGGAGAAGAAGGGGGAGAAGCCGGUGAAGAUCCCAGAAACUGAAUUUUGCAGACCACCGAACGACGGGGACUCCCCGUACACCCC